AAUGUAUGUACAUACAUAUGAAUGCACAGUAUAUAUCAAGACGAUGUACUUGUUAAAGACAGCGUUGAGCCAUGACCAGAAUUGUCUUCGGUUCCUCUCGCUCUGCUUCAACGCAGACUGCGCCGCCCUCGCAAGGAGCUUCAUCCCUGAAAUAAACAUUUUAUAUAUUUCACAUUUUUUAAAACUUUAUUAUGAGUAAACCGUGGGGCAAAAACUACCAGAAUAUGAGUAAAUAUGCUUUGACCUACCCUAUUAGCGAGCAGACUGUUUAUCUUUCGGGCGCGGCCAUUUUGACGUCAUCCAAAACGCGCUUGCCUAUUGGAUGUGCAGGGGAAGGCGGUAAAUCUCGCGAGAGCGAAGGGAAGAGCUCGGGUUUCAGCCAGUUAGCAAUGACAGCACAAGGAGGAGGAAACUCAACACUGAAGGCGGACCGCUGCUGCAAAAACACGUUUUGUAUUUUUUUUCCUUCCCACAAUGAUAACGCUGCUCUGAAGAGCCCUUCUAGCAAUCGCCAUGUUUCGGAUGCUGGCCAGCGCCUCUUUUAAAGCUGCUAGCUGCCAGCCCAAAGUGCUACAUGACGUCGCCAGCAGACACUUGCAAAGCUCUUCGUACGACGUCGCCCUGGUGGGCGCCGGCAUCGUGGGCUUGGCCACGGCCAGAGAGCUCAUCCUGCGGCAUCCCACACUCAGCUUCAUCCUGCUGGAAAAGGAGAAAGAACUUUCCUCACAUCAGAGCGGCCACAACAGCGGCGUGAUCCACAGCGGCAUCUACUACACGCCGGGCUCGCUCAAGGCUCGCCUGUGCGUGCGAGGAGCGUCGCUCGCCUACGAGUACUGCGACAAGAAGGGACUGCCUUACAAGAAAUGUGGCAAGCUUAUCGUGGCCGUGGAGCAGGAGGAAAUUCCUCGACUCAAAGCGUUAUACGAGCGUGGACAGAAAAACAACGUGCGCGACCUCAGCAUCGCGGACGCCAAAGGGAUUCGAGAGCGAGAGCCGUACUGCAGGGGCAUCAUAGCGUUGGACUCGCCCCACACGGGGAUCGUGGACUGGAGGCAGGUGGCGCUGCAGUACGGCAAAGACUUUGAAGAGGCGGGGGGAAAAGUGCUGACUCAGUAUGAAGUCAAUGACAUCUCCAUGGUGAAGGAGAGCCCAGCGGGGGGCGCUGAAGGCCUAAAAUAUCCCAUUGCCAUCAAAGACAAAAAGAACAACGAGGUGCGUUGCCGCUAUGUCCUGACCUGCGGGGGUCUCUACUCGGACCGCCUGUCGCAGAUAUCCGGAUGCAGCCGAGAGCCGCGGAUCGUCCCUUUCAGAGGCGACUAUCUGGUCCUGAAGCCUGAGAAACAUUACCUGGUCAAAGGUAACAUCUACCCUGUGCCAGACCCCCGCUUCCCCUUCUUGGGCGUCCACUUCACGCCACGUAUGGACGGCAGCAUUUGGUUGGGUCCCAACGCCGUGCUGGCCUUCAAGCGGGAAGGCUACAAAGUCUACGACAUCAACGUGCGCGACCUGGCCGACGCGCUGUCCUUCAGAGGCCUUCAGAAGCUGGUGCUGAGGAACAUCAGGUACGGCGUUGGAGAGAUGUACCGAGGCAUCUUCAUCGGCGCACAGGUCAAAAUCCUCCAGAAGUAUAUUCCCGAACUGUCUCGGAGCGACGUUCUCAGGGGUCCAGCCGGGGUCCGCGCUCAGGCUCUGGACCGCGAUGGCAACCUGGUGGACGACUUUGUGUUCGACGGCGGCGUGGGCGACGUGGGAAGCCGGGUGCUGCACGUGCGCAACGCUCCCUCGCCCGCCGCCACCUCCUCGCUCGCCAUCGCCGAGAUGAUCGCCGACGAGGUGGAGAGCCGAUUCGCGCUCUAAGCUCUAGGUUUUGGCGUGAGCGCCCGGUCGCCGCAGAGACGGCGCGGCGGCAACAAGCCUUAAUUUGCUGAUUCAGGAGGAUGUCGGAGGGAAUGAAGUCAAAGCUAGCACAAAGUGCGCAACAAAGUGAACAAAGUUUCUCUUGCAGUGUUUUUCGCCGAUGUUCACUCGCAAAGUCACAAAUCUACAGUAACUCUCCUCGCCUUAUUUCCUUAGAAGUGUUGCGCAAGCAUGAAGUACAGUCAUGAAGACGUAUGUCAUCUUUCAGUCACGUGACUCCAAAUAGAUUCUGACUUUUCAAGGAAAAAAAAAUGCACUUUUUGGGAAUUUCGCCCGCCAUCCACAAUCCUUAUUGUGGAAAUCAUUACGCCCAGGAAGGACGUACCGCUGAUGCUUAAAAUGACCAAAAUAGGGUAAAAUGCUAUAAGUAUUCCAUGUUAUCAUGAAUGUACAGUACCUGCUACUGCAUGCUCACAGCAUGGAUAGAAAACCACCAAACUUGGUGGUGUUUUAACAUGAGGCUCUGCAGGCGGACUAGCUGUAUCCCAUUACGUGCAUUGUUAGCUGCUUCAUGUAGUUUUUCAUCCUUUAGAAUCCGAAAGGAAAAGUGCAUUUUUGGGGGGGAAUUUUACCCAACACCCACAAUUUUUAUGUGAGACACGAAUACGCCUCUUUGUGUUUCUGUGCGUUCUAAAGAUAUAAAAACGUCUAAAAAGAGGCAGCUCGUUAACUCAUUCAAUCCCAGCCAUUUGUCAAGACAACCCCUUCAGUACCGGCCAUUUUAGGCUAUUUUGACUGAUUCUUCAAGGCACACAGAUUGUUGUGUUCUAUGGUUAUAUACACAUGGAACCCACUGAAAGAAAGAUUAGACUCACGUCUUUUAAAAGUUUGUUUCUACCGUUUUCCGUUCUUUAGUAAUCAGCAUUAGAACAGGUACGUUUCGGAAACCUGCAUUGUGAAGCUAGUCGCUAGCCGGUGUGGUGUGGCGAGGUGUCACUACGCCAGUAAUGUAGUUCUUUGGCAUAACAAUGUUAAUAACAUUAACGGAGCUCUGUUGCUGCUUUUUGGAGGGGUUUUUUCAGAAGGCUUUCUAGGCGGAAUGGGUGCGUCCCAUUACGUGCAUUGUUAGCCGCCACUUUUUGGCUGUUUUUAUAUCUUUUAGAAAGCACAUCAGAGAUGUGAAAUGUAUCACAUGGAUUGUGGAUGGUGGGCAGAAUUCCCCCAAAAAGUGCAGUUUUCAUUUAACCUAGGUGACUGACAGGUGAAUGUUACUGUGUUUUUAUACAAUAAAUACACUUUUUUAACUACAAA
This is a messenger RNA of Dunckerocampus dactyliophorus (ringed pipefish), 3168 nucleotides long. RefSeq names its product L-2-hydroxyglutarate dehydrogenase (gene l2hgdh). Gene Ontology annotation, molecular function: (S)-2-hydroxy-acid oxidase activity; (S)-2-hydroxyglutarate dehydrogenase activity. NCBI's taxonomy places the organism in Eukaryota, Metazoa, Chordata, Actinopteri, Syngnathiformes, Syngnathidae. Bases 514 to 1857 code for a protein of 447 amino acids. The transcript is spliced from 10 exons. The record is from RefSeq and is a predicted model, not a curated record.